This is a messenger RNA of Bactrocera tryoni, 1561 nucleotides long. RefSeq lists its product as uncharacterized. Bases 251 to 1018 code for a protein of 255 amino acids. Lineage: Eukaryota; Metazoa; Arthropoda; Insecta; Diptera; Tephritidae. The transcript has 7 exons. The record is from RefSeq and is a predicted model, not a curated record.
UCGGUGUUGUCCAUUUUGUGAAGAGCCGGCAUCAAUUCGGCAUUUACUACAUUGUCCAAUUAUCGACUCAACCCGAAAAGAGAUCCUGAGUACAACGGAUCCCUUCGACCUUUUGAGAGAGGCUAACAUCACAAACGUUCUAAAGAUGUACAAAUUGUUGAAAGAAACUGACUUGUUAAAGCAUAUUUAAUAUUAAGAAUAAAUCGUAGGAUUUAAAGUUGUGCGUAAAAGCACGAGAAAACACACGGAGAUGGCUAUCCUGCAGUCUUGUUGCUUUUGGAAGACAGUGCGUACCGGCAGCAUGGCAAGCGCCACAUACACUUUGGUGUACUUUGGUUUCUCCACCGUUGUUAUGCUCAUUACUGUUUACGAUGAACGGGAGUUUCUGGCUGGCGGUAGAGAGCAACCAUUAGGAGAAAGCAUCUUGGCUAAGGGAGAGAUAACACCGGCUAUUGUUAUAUUUAAUAUUCUCUUUCUGAUUUGCUCGUUCUUCAUCGUCAUAUCGUCGCUCUUAACGUUCGUUGGACUAAAGCAGAAUCGUCGUCAACUGCUGUUGCCCUGGAUUAUUUUCAUGCUUUGCGAUGUGCUCAUUGAAAUUGUUCACUUAAUCUAUUUGUCAUUUACGCAAAUCGUGAACUUCAAUCCAGUAGUCGGCUUUAUAUUCACCAUCGACUUUUUUAUAAUGUGUCUAAAUUCUUACUGUCUGCUGUGCGUGAUAUCGCAAUAUCAAAAUUACCUGCAAGGACUGGGUUGCGGGAAUCAACAGAUACGGACCGACGUGGUGAUACAAUCAGCUGAUGGUGGAGCUAGUUCGAGUCAGAGUUAUCUGCGUGCAACAAAAAUACAAAAAUCUAUCGCCAGUCCUUACAUCACAACAAAUGCACACACGCAUAUUUCGACGAUACACGAGGAGACGGACCAAAAUCAUAAACUUCCUACGAAUUCAGCGGAAGUGCCGAGCGAACUGGCUGAGGACAACUGCUUACACAUUACUGCCAACAUUCCGUCUCCGUUAUAAAUGUGACAUUACCAGCGUUUCUUCUCUAGUGAAAAUGGCAUGUGGCGGACAAUACAAGCGGUAGUCGAAGAAGCAUCAGAAUUUGCAACGUAUGCAUGCAACAACUGCUUACAGAUAAAAUAUAGAAAUUGCAGUUGCAGUACAGGCAAAAAGACAUAUAAGGUCUGUGAGCGGUAAAAUGCAAGCAGCGUUUCAGUGAAAAUAUAAAAAGAAGAUUAUUUUUCGAAGUCUGGAGGAUCUACACACAUCAAAUACUACAGAUUUGCCUACUCACGUAACAGUUAAGUCAUAAAUGUGCCUAAACAAUAAUGCGUGCGAAGUGUUUCGAACCUAUGCCACGAGUUUUAGAAAUAAAUUUUCACUUUAUAUCAACCGGCGUAGGAGUUUGCAUGAUAAUAUUCCAAAGGAGAGCUACACCUUUCUUGAUUCCUAAAUAAACACCCUUUAUACGUAUACAAAAUUGUAUAUACAAUUUAAUUCCGAAAAUUUACAAGUUGUGAGACACAAUUUUUCGAAUGUAAAUAUUGUAAUAAAAUUUUAGUA